AUGUUUACCAUACACUUCACCCAAUUGCCAUGGACCACUGUGCUCUCACUAUAUCCAAUAGUCUAUGUCAUCUCCAUUCCACUCGCGUUGGCAUUUAAACGCUACAACUCCUACAUUGGCGAGCUUUGGUUCGUUCAAUUCCUAGAACUAUACAUUGUCAGGAAAUAUAUGUUUCAUUGGUUCUCGGUGAUCUAUGUGGCCAAUUUGGUCGAGUAUGAAAAUGGGCGUGUUUCAUUUCCAUUAAAAGAUCCAUGGACUGUUGAUGCUAUUAAAGUUUAUCUUUGCAACUUGAUUUGGUUGACAAUUUUGCUUGAGUGGUGUUUUGGUUCUCCCAUAUUCGAAAGGAUAAGUGUUGCUACUGGUGCAUAUUGUACCGUUCCAGAAAUCUACAGAGAGUACCAAUGUGAAAAAUCAGGGGGUAGUUGGGUGAAUGCGUUUGAUUCAUCGAGUCAUUACACCAUGCUUAUAUCAAACAGCCUUCUUACUUGGCGAUUGAUUCUACCUCAUAUUACAUCCGUAUUACCACUGUACAUUCUGAGAGCGAGUGUGAUUGUCGAGGGUGAUAUUGAAGCUGGCCUGGCGCAAAGCUCAAUUAGCAUUGAGGAUGUAACUUCGAGAAUUGGGACCAGUUCUAGUAUUUUCAAAAAAGUUGCUGUUUUAAUUUCACUUUUAUUCCUCACCUUAUGGUUCAUUCUGUUCUGUGUCACUUCGGUAUUUUACCAUACAAUUCCGGAAAAGCUUGUUGGACUAACAUGUGGUAUGACUAUUCCAUUAUUUCUGCUGUAUAUUUGA
Lodderomyces orthopsilosis Co 90-125 is the source of this 792-nucleotide messenger RNA. RefSeq lists its product as uncharacterized. NCBI's taxonomy places the organism in Eukaryota, Fungi, Ascomycota, Pichiomycetes, Serinales, Debaryomycetaceae. The transcript has a single exon. The record is from RefSeq and is a predicted model, not a curated record. Bases 1 to 792 code for a protein of 263 amino acids. Gene Ontology annotation, cellular component: endoplasmic reticulum membrane. Gene Ontology annotation, biological process: lipid droplet organization; phospholipid biosynthetic process; lipid storage.